GUGGCGCAGCGAUGGCCAGGAGAGGUAAGAAGCCGGUGGUGCGAACGCUGGAGGAUCUGACGCUUGACUCGGGUUAUGGUGGUGCGGCGGACUCUGUGCGCUCCUCCAACUUGUCUCUGUGCUGUUCUGACUCUCACCCGGCGUCCCCGUAUGGCGGGAGCUGCUGGCCGCCUCUAGCUGACUCCAUGCACAGCCGGCACAACAGCUUUGACACCGUCAACACUGCCCUGGUGGAAGACUCCGAGGGGCUGGACUGCGCCGGCCAGCACUGCUCGCGGCUGCUGCCGGACCUCGACGAGGUCCCCUGGACCCUCCAGGAACUGGAGUUGCUGCUGCUGCGUUCUCGGGAUCCCCGGGCAGGCCCAGCGGCUCCCGGCAGUCUGCCCAAGGACGCACUGGCCAAGUUCUCGAUGCUGGUAAGCCGGGCUCUGGUGCGCAUCGCCAAAGAGGCGCAGCGCCUGAGCCUGCGCUUCGCCAAGUGCACUAAGUAUGAGAUCCAGAGCGCCAUGGAGAUUGUGUUGUCCUGGGGCCUGGCGGCGCACUGCACUGCUGCCGCGCUGGCCGCGCUGUCCCUCUACAACAUGAGCAGCGCAGGCGGCGACCGCUUAGGCCGUGGCAAGUCGGCGCGCUGCGGCCUCACCUUCUCCGUGGGCCGCGUGUACCGCUGGAUGGUGGACAGCCGCGUGGCGCUGCGCAUCCACGAGCAUGCGGCCAUCUACCUGACCGCCUGUAUGGAGAGCCUCUUCCGGGACAUCUACACGCGGGUGUUGGCCUCCGGGCUACCCCGUAGCUGUAGCGGCCCCUGCACUGGCUCCAGCUCGGGUUCUGGCCCAGGCCCCGGCUCAGGCCCGGGUGCUGCCCCUGCCGCGGAUAAGGAGCGCGAGACGCCUGGAGGGGGAGCGGCGAGCGGUGGCCCUUGCAGCGCAGCUAGCAGCGCCAGCGGGGGCAGUAGCUGUUGCGCCCCGCCAGCUACGGCGGCGGCCGUGGUCCCGCCGGCCACAGCCACAGCCCCCGCCGCGGCUGCCGCCGCCAACCACCACCACCACCACCACCACCACCACCACACUCUUCACGAAGCGCCCAAAUUCACCGUGGAGACCCUGGAGCACACGGUCAACAACGACUCGGAAAUCUGGGGGCUGCUGCAGCCCUACCAGCACCUCAUCUGUGGGAAGAACGCCAGCGGUGUGCUGAGCUUACCAGAGAGUCUGAACCUGCACCGAGACCCACAGCGGCCCAGCAAGCCAGGAGAGCUACCCAUGUUCAGCCAGUCGGAGCUGAGGACCAUUGAACAGUCCCUGCUGGCCACACGUGUAGGCAGCAUCGCUGAGCUCAGUGACCUGGUGUCCCGGGCGAUGCACCACCUGCAGCCUCUCAAUGCGAAGCAUCACGGCAAUGGCACGCCCCUGCACCACAAGCAGGGGGCGCUCUACUGGGAGCCGGAGGCCCUGUACACACUUUGCUACUUCAUGCACUGCCCGCAAAUGGAAUGGGAAAACCCCAACGUGGAACCGUCCAAGGUCAACCUCCAGGUGGAAAGGCCCUUCCUCGUGCUGCCCCCUCUGAUGGAGUGGAUCCGAGUGGCGGUGGCGCAUGCCGGCCACCGCCGCAGCUUUUCUAUGGACAGCGACGAUGUCCGCCAAGCGGCCCGGCUGCUGUUACCAGGCGUGGACUGCGAGCCGCGCCAGCUCAAGGCGGACGACUGCUUUUGUGCUUCUCGGAAGCUGGACGCCGUGGCCAUUGAAGCCAAGUUCAAGCAGGACUUGGGCUUCCGGAUGCUCAACUGUGGACGGACCGACCUGGUGAAGCAGGCGGUGUCUCUGCUGGGGCCCGAUGGAAUCAACACCAUGAGCGAACAGGGCAUGACCCCCUUGAUGUACGCCUGUGUCCGCGGGGACGAGGCGAUGGUGCAGAUGCUGCUGGAUGCCGGAGCUGACCUGAACGUGGAGGUUGUCAGUACUCCUCAUAAAUAUCCAUCCGUCCACCCCGAGACCCGCCAUUGGACGGCUCUGACUUUUGCUGUGUUGCAUGGACAUAUUCCUGUAGUUCAGCUCCUCCUGGAUGCUGGGGCCAAGGUGGAAGGCUCGGUGGAGCACGGUGAGGAGAAUUACUCAGAAACUCCCCUGCAGCUCGCAGCCGCUGUUGGGAAUUUUGAGCUGGUUAGUUUGCUGUUGGAGCGUGGUGCGGACCCCCUGAUAGGAACCAUGUACAGGAAUGGAAUUUCUACAACCCCCCAGGGUGACAUGAACUCUUUCAGCCAGGCCGCAGCCCAUGGACACAGGAAUGUGUUCCGCAAGCUGCUCGCUCAGCCAGAGAAGGAGAAGAACGAUAUCCUGUCCCUGGAGGAGAUUCUGGCUGAGGGGACUGACCUGCCAGAAACAGCCCCGCCCCCCUUGUGUGCCAGCCGCAACAGCAAGGCCAAACUGAGGGCCCUGAGGGAGGCCAUGUAUCACAGCGCUGAGCAUGGCUACGUGGAUGUGACAAUUGAUAUCAGAAGUAUAGGUGUCCCAUGGACUCUGCACACGUGGCUGGAGUCACUGCGGGUCGCCUUCCAGCAGCACCGCCGGCCUCUCAUUCAGUGUUUGCUCAAGGAGUUCAAGACCAUUCAAGAGGAGGAGUACACAGAGGAGCUCGUCACGCAAGGCCUGCCCCUGAUGUUUGAAAUCUUAAAAGCAAGCAAGAAUGAAGUCAUCAGCCAGCAACUGUGUGUCAUCUUCACACACUGCUAUGGUCCCUACCCCAUUCCCAAGCUCACGGAGAUCAAGAGGAAGCAGACCUCACGCCUGGAUCCUCAUUUUCUUAACAAUAAAGAAAUGUCUGACGUGACCUUCCUGGUAGAGGGAAGACCCUUCUAUGCUCACAAAGUGCUGUUGUUCACGGCUUCUCCCAGGUUCAAGGCUCUCCUCUCCAGCAAGCCAACAAACGACAGCACCUUCAUAGAGAUCGGCUACGUGAAGUACCCCAUCUUCCAGCUGGUCAUGCAGUAUCUCUACUACGGUGGUCCAGAGUCACUUCUCAUUAAAAACAAUGAGAUCAUGGAGCUUCUGUCUGCGGCUAAAUUUUUCCAGCUGGAGGCUCUGCAGCGACACUGUGAGAUUAUCUGUGCGAAAAGCAUCAAUACCGACAACUGCGUGGAUAUCUACAGCCACGCCAAGAACUUUCUACAUGAUUCCCAUGAUGCCUUGCAGUUUCCCUGGACUUUCCUGCUCAUCCUAAUGGACGUGGGGAACCUCCCUGAAAAACUUAAGUAUCUUGUUUGUAAUUCUUGUUCCCAGCACACUGCCUCACACGGUCAGUCAACAAAGAAUGGUUAUGUCAACAUAAGCAAGUUAAUGUUCUUCCCUGUAAAUAGGACAUUUUUGAGUAUUAAUGUUCCAGGGAUUCAUUCUCCAAAUCCACUCAAGAAGGUAAGGAUUACACCCAUGGCUCCUGUAAUGUUUGCCUAACAUUCCAGGCUCCACGAAAGACUAAAAAGAGCCCUGACUCCACCAGAGUCGCCCACCUAGCCAGGAAUGAGAAUCGUGGUUCUGUGGACAAGGAGAAGGUAAUCACAGCUCCUCAAAUGAAUCCCAGUAGAAAUCAGUCCCAGAAAAACCUGGGACCCCUGUCACCAGGGAACCAGUUCCAGCCCCAUCUGCCCCUUGCUGCCUUUUGUAUGUCCCCAACCCCUCCACUGAGAAAUGGCUCAGACUCUGCUCUAUCUGCAUCACCUCUGGUCCUCCCCACUCCGCUGAGGCCAGCAGUAUAUGUCUUUGGACUAAGCCUCUGAGGAAGUUAUUAUGAUUUCUUUUUUUUUUCCCUACUCUCUUUAAAAAUAACGCAGUAGAUUUCGAACUUCCUGCUCAGGAGGAAAAAAAUAGAACCUAUACUCAGCAAUCAAACUGCACUUUAGCUCCCGCUCCUGAUGAGACGUCAGAUAAUGAGUGCCCUGCAGAAGGACACAUCUCCAAGUUUAGAUCCGAAUAAGAAAAGACAAUCUGUCUGUGUGAAUAGGCAAUUAAAAAAGAUGCCCUGAUGUUCAUCUACUCCUCUGGCUGUGGCUCUUCAGAGUCAACCUUCCCACGAGUUCUGAAUUUUAAUGUCUUAAACCUCCGGGGUGAAGAGAAAGCUGACAAGAGCAGAGGAUGGUGGGUGUGGCCGAAGGGCUCACUAGGUCCUGCUUCUGCCAUCAGCCGCUUGGGAGACCUUGGUCAGGCCUCUUCCAUGUCCUGGACUUUCUUUCUCAUCUCUGAAACGGGGUACAUCAGAGCUGGUGUUCUGUGGGUCUAGACUCUCCCCUUAAUACAUUGGUAUAUCUUAAAACCUGAUAGCACUGUUUAGCAUGAGAGAACAUUCUGGAAUGAGUUGGUCACAUGAUGUCUUUGUCAAACAGGCUCCCAGCAGGAAACCAAGCACAAGCCUCAGAACAAGGUCCCCAGAUAUUUAAUUCUGAAGAUCGCUCUCACUAGAUCAGUCACACUGUGAGCAUCUUGUUUUCAACUUGCUGGUUUACUCAGUGUUUUAUUCAUAGAUUUGUAAGAAAUGGCAAAAAGAAAAAAAAAGGCCCAUGUCCCUUUCCCACAGCUUCCUCCAAUGGUGGAAAUUAGGUUUGUCUAAUAUACAAAAUCUGGAAAUUGGCAUUGGUAUGGUGUGUGCUUAGUUCUGUGACAUCGUAUGGAGAUUCAUGCAAACACCACCACAGUCACCAUGCCGCCGCCACCACAGAGAUCUGCCUUCUGCUGCCCUUCUAGUAUUAAAGACAAAUGUAUUCAGUGUCACACAAAGAAGCACACAAAUGAAGCAAAGUAGCUAAGCCAAGCAAUGUCUCUUUGAGAAAAGGGUUUGACCCCAACCGGGCUAGCAAGCACACUAGGACAAGAAGCUCUCUUGGCUUUCAUUCUAAAGCAGGUGAUGAUUUUGUCUUUUCCCCUAUAGUCAUUCAGUUUGGCUAGUUUUAAAGGAAUUGGCACAAAAGAAAUUAAGAAAAGUAGAAAGAAGUCAGCACUCCCGGCCAUCAAGUUCUGGGGGAUGGGCCUUUUGCAUAAAUUUAAGUUUUACUAGGCAGGUGAAGAUUCAUGGGAUAUUCCCUCUUGGCAGGCUUAGCUAUCUCUGAUAGAAAAAAAUAUUUUCCUCACAUCAGCCAGUCCCACAUACGACAUACCAGGCACUUUAUUCCCGACAAGCAUACACCUGAUCAGCAUUUCUGUGUCUCCGUUAGUUCAAGAAUGUUAUAGAAAUGGAGUCAUACAAUAGUACCAAGUGUGUGUUCCUCCUCCUCCUUCUCUCCCUCCUCCUCCUCCUCUUCUUUCUUGUUUGUGGAAUCCAGACUUGAACCCAGGGCCUCAUAUUAUGACAGGGAUCCUCCGCUGUGCUACAGCCUCGUUUUCUUUUCUAAACUUUCUAAUUCUGAGACAAAGGCCUCACUAAGUAGCUAAGGCUGGG
This is a messenger RNA of Alexandromys fortis (reed vole), 5421 nucleotides long. It is a transcript of the gene Abtb3, whose product is annotated as ankyrin repeat and BTB domain containing 3. The transcript has 17 exons. Lineage: Eukaryota; Metazoa; Chordata; Mammalia; Rodentia; Cricetidae. Bases 12 to 3446 code for a protein of 1144 amino acids. The record is from RefSeq and is a predicted model, not a curated record. Gene Ontology annotation, biological process: SMAD protein signal transduction. Gene Ontology annotation, molecular function: protein heterodimerization activity.